Akanthomyces muscarius is the source of this 2640-nucleotide messenger RNA. RefSeq lists its product as uncharacterized. The record is from RefSeq and is a predicted model, not a curated record. NCBI's taxonomy places the organism in Eukaryota, Fungi, Ascomycota, Sordariomycetes, Hypocreales, Cordycipitaceae. The coding region runs from base 1 to 2640 and encodes 879 amino acids. The transcript has a single exon.
AUGAGCCCGACGCUGGCAGUGAGGCCCAUGCACCCGCCAGCAUUCGAGACGAUCCCAGAGCUCGCCCCGGUCCUCGAGUACACCAGCGCCGGCGCUAACACGACCAAUAAUUACAAUACAACCUCGCCGUCUUCCUCCUUUCCCAGAGGAGGCAGCACGUCGUCGUCGUCGUCGUCUUCAUUACAUCCCCAACCUACCCUUGAAUAUACACCUCUUGGGAGAGUCAUCCCAAGACGUUCCUUUACAGCGCCGUCGCCGUCUACUGCAGUUACGCGGUCGCAGCUCCCGCCGCUCAACACUGCGCUGCCGCCGCCCAUCGCGGCCUAUCCCAUGUACCCGGGUCUGCAGACGACCCCGAGCAGCAGCACAUCUAAAUCGACGUCAACCAGCAUGUCUUCCACAACCACCGCCAUCAUGAGCCGCAGAGGCCAGGAGCCAAAAGCCCUGAACCGUCCGCGCAAGAUAUCUACAUCGCACGCGCGCGACAGCUCCUCAGCGUCGGCACGAUCAUCGUCCUCUGAGACGUCGCAGCAGCAGCAGCAGCAGGGCAUGUACUCGACAACCCAGCAGCAGCAGCUGUACCAGCAACAGCAGCAAUACCGAACACAGUACCAAUCCCCAGCGUCUGCUGCUUCGCCCACGUCCACGGUCCCGCGGGCCAAGCGGAAGCAGUCCCUCGGCCGCGCUCCCGACGAACUCUUUGGCACGCUGCCCGGCGAGGUGCUCGAGGUCAUCCUCGAGUGCCUCAAGGAGCUGCACCUCGACCCGCGGAGCACCGCCACCAGCUGCGCGACGUGCUGGACGCGCGACCUGUGCAGCCUGAGCCUCGCCUCGCGGGCGUGGUCCCGCUCCGCCCGCCUGUCGCUGUACCAGGACGUGCAGAUUCUCGGCGACGACUCGGCCGCGCACCGCAAGCGCUUCAAGAUGGCACAGGGCUGCCGCAUGACGCUCCUCCGACGCACGCUGCGAUCCAACCACCGUCUGGCGGCGACGGUCCGCUCGCUCCGCCUCCCGACGCCCGUCGGCGAGACGUGCGAGACGACGCCGAGCAAGGCCGCCGGAGGACUGUCCCCCAGAGAAGUGUACGAGAACCGCGUGGCGUCGCUCGUCAUGGCCUGUCCGAACCUGGAGGUCCUCGCGGGCCCGCUGGCCACGCAUGAUCAUGACGCGUUUAGCCGCAUCACGCACGCCCUGUCCACGCGGACCAAGCUCAAGACUAUGAACUGGCGCAUCGCGGCAGCCGACGCGAGCACCUCGUCUGGCGGCGGCGGCGGCGCAGGAGGCUCGUCGCGCGACCCGGCCCGCCCUGGCUCCUCGUCGUGCGGAAGCAGCAGCGUCUUCUCCUCGGCGCUCGCGUCCAUGCUGCCGCCGCCCCUCGACGCCGCGCAGGAGACUCGCUUCCUCGGGCACCACCGCGCGUGGGCCGCCCUCGCCAGCCUGUCCGUCCACUGCCAGCCGGGCGCGUCGCUCGCGCCCGCCACGCUGCUCCAGCGCACGCUCACCUGCCUCCCGUCGCUGCAGCACCUGCACCUGAGCUGCGUGCCCGCCAACGCCUUCGCCGACGCCUCCCUCCUCGCGCUGCCCGCGCUGCGCUCCCUCACGCUCUCGCACGUGCCGGGCAUCAGCUCCCGCGGGCUGUCGGCGUUUGCGACGCGCCCAAACAGCCGGUGCCUGCGCAGCCUGCAGCUGCGGCACACGCCGCUGACGUCGCUGCCCGCGCUUGCGCGGCUCCUCUCGCACCUGCCCUGCCUGACGUCGUUUGCCCUCGUGCAGGACUUUGCGCCGCUCAUGCCCAGCGACGACGACGCGUUCGCGCUGUGGAUGAUGCCGUACCUCGCCAGCCGCACCGUGACGCGCCUGCACUGGGACGUCGUGGCGCGGCAGCAGCACCGCCGCGGCGGCGGGUCCAGCGACGCAGACGACAUCCUCGCGCGCAGCAUCGCGGCCGGCGGGUUCCCUGCGCUGCGCACCCUCCGCGCGCCCAACGACCCCGACGGCCUGUUCCAGCAGCUCUGCCGCCCGCUCGAGGCCAUUGCCUCGUCGGCGGACCGCAUCUGGGCCAACGGCGGGCGCUGCGGCAGCAGCCACAGUCGCGGCGCGAGCACCGGCAGCGGCGGCGGCGGUUUCGCGGGACUGAGCAAGCUUGGCGGCGGUGGCGGCGGCUUGCCCAAGUCAGCGACGGCGGCGUCGCUGCCGAGCUCCUCCUUUGCGGCCGCCCCGCCGCCCCACGGCACCGAUCUCCGCGCCGCUCGUAUCGCGGCGCAGGCCCGCCUCGACGACGCGCGGCCGCGCUUCCGCUUCCAGGUGCAGGUGCGCUCCGAGGAGGGCCACCUGGUCGACGAGUUCGGCCUCGGCGGCUUCGUCGGCACCGUCGGCAGCCCCAUCGACUACUGGCUGCACCCCGACCUGGGCUCGUCCGACGCGGCCGGCGGCCUCGUCGACGUGCCCGACCUCGCGGCGCCCGGGGGCGAGGCCCUCCUCGUGGAUGACGACGACGACAGCGGCGGCGGCGGUGGCAGGAGCGUCAGCGGCUGCACCGGGAGCUGGAACUGGCGCGAGGGCGUCGUGGCCGACAAGAGGGAAAAGGAAAAGUGGUGGCACACGGAGCGUGGGCGGUGGAUUCGCCCGCGCCUCGACUGA